AUGGAAGUCGAUAAUGUCAAGCCAUCGAGUUCCGUUCCUCAGAGAAACUGGGAAAAAGAAAAUAAUGUAAGAAAUUGGUUUUAGUGCUCAUUACUGGAGGAAGCUCAUUUUUAGGUGCAAAAUGUCGACUCUAUUUUCGAAUAUAACAACAAGCAACAGGUAGAGAUUCGAAAUGCGAAGCCGUGGGACAAGGAUCCGCAUUACUUCAAGCAGGUAAGCAAAGUAUCGUUCCGAGCUCAUUUUCUACAAUUGCAUUGCAUUUCAGAUCAAAAUCUCAGCGAUCGCCCUUCUGAAGAUGACGAUGCACGCGAAACGAGGCGGAAACCUAGAGAUUAUGGGACUUUUGCAGGGCAGAAUCGAUGCCAACUCCUUUAUUAUUCUCGAUGCGUUCGCUCUUCCAGUCGAGGGUACCGAGACUAGGUACGAUCAAUACUUGAUUGAAAAUAAAAUCGAUCGAUGUUAUUCAGAGUGAAUGCUCAAGCGCAGGCGUACGAGUACAUGACUGUCUACACCGAUAUGUGUGAAUCGGAAGGCCGUCAGGAGAAGGUCGUCGGGUGGUAUCACUCGCAUCCCGGAUACGGCUGCUGGCUCUCCGGAAUUGACGUCUCCACGCAGACACUCAAUCAGAAGUUCCAGGAGCCAUGGGUCGCCAUCGUUAUCGAUCCGCUGAGAACCAUGUCCGCCGGAAAGGUAAUAUACAUUUGAGAAGUUGCGAAACCAUUGAAUCCCUCAAUUCAGGUCGACAUUGGUGCUUUCCGAACGUACCCAGAGGGAUACCGCCCGCCAGAUGACGUGCCGUCCGAGUACCAAUCGAUUCCUCUCGCCAAGAUCGAGGACUUCGGAGUGCACUGCAAACGAUACUAUUCACUCGACGUCAGCUUUUUCAAAUCGCAACUCGGUGAGAAUCUAGCCGAAGAAAUGACUAGAGAAAUCAUUCAAUCAUUCUCAGAUGCGCAUAUAUUGACUGCUCUCUGGAACAGCUACUGGAUCUCCACUCUCAGCAGCUCUCCGCUCUUCUCGAACGUCGAAUUUAUCAAUAAUCAGAUCCAAGAUAUCAACCAGAAACUGUUGGCCGUCGAAAGGAAGGUUCUGAUCAGCGAUCGCAGCCCGGACGCCGCGGAUACCCUCACCAAGGUGGUCACCGACGCGAUGGCAGUCGGCGACGAACUUGAAACGGGCCGAAUCUCGCACUUUGUGAAGCAGAUGCUGUUCGCGAGAAAGGGAGGAUGCGGAUGCUCGCACGCCGCCGUCCCUGACGCUGUCAUGGAAGUCGUAGAGCCGGCCGUCGUCGAAAUGGCCGAGGAGGAGUGGUGAAACGGAUAAAUUCAUAUAAAAUCAAAUGCACGUCACUUUUUAUCCACUUGAUACUGUUCCCACUAUUUAUGAAAUCGUUCCGUUCUUUCCUCAAUGUAUUGUUCCGUUUGUUUCGCUUCAAGUUGUUCAUAUUUUGUUCUUUGGUAAUCUGACUUACCAGAUGUCCGUCCUUUGUCGGCGCAUGCGAGCGCGCGCGCGAAAGUCUGCACCCUCCGAAUACUCGCGCCUCCCACAAACGAUCACGCCGAUCGGUGGCAGGCUAUGUGCACACUUCUCCCGUCCGGCCGCAGACGUCCCUUUCGUCUUGGGAUGUUUAGCUGUCUGGCAUCGGCGCGCACAGACGAGAAUGUUAUAGAGUUGACCUUCCGUUAUCGCGUUAAUUGUUAUUUUCACUGCACUUGAAAUUUCGCUGGUGCAACAUUGUUUCAAAUUUAAAUUCGCGCCUCCCCCUCUGCUUCUCUGCACCUCUUCCCCGUCACACUUGGCGCCCGGCACAUUCCAAACAGACCGUGUCCUUUCCGCUCGUAUACACUUUGUCGCUGCUCUCUUUUUCUCUUCUUUCUAGGCUUGUUGCCGUGCUAAUGGUCCCAAUUUUCGAAGCGAUGGGCUCAAUGAUCGAACUGUUGGCCGCGCGCGCUCAUGUUGUGACUAGCAACUCGACAACAAUUUCGUAAUCUCGCGAUGUCUCGUGUUGCUGUGACUAAGCGCCUUUCAGUCGGCCACAGCUAUGCGGCGUAUGCGCUCUAAUGUGUCUAUUUCGCAAAAAUUGGAGCCACCCGCCGAGUUCUUUUAUCGGAAAAUUUCGAGCAAAAAAAAAUUGUGUUUUCCGAUAAAUGUUUCGAAAUACCCGAAUACUGCUCUUGAGGUUAGUGUUGCCGAAUUGCUUUGGCAAUAGCGCUCUACCUCAUACUACAGAAAUUCGCGGCCGUGGCCGUGUUUUCAUGUAAAAUUGCGCUUUCCAAAACUCACUCUGCGAGUUCGCUUCAAUUGCGCAAUGUUCCCACCCUUAUUUCACUCUCACUUGUGCUACUCGGCACGCGCCUACUCGUUUCCGCUGUGUUUCAUCGCUCUCCGCAGAACAACGAAUUAGUUUUCACUUUGUUUAUCAGCGGCAGCAGCACAUUCCGAUAUCCAAAUUGGGCACGCUCUCUUUGGGCUGCUCUUUUCUUCCCCUUCUCGUCGCCUGAGUCUCUUUUGUCGCCUCCCUUGUGAUCGGCUUUCGCAACUCUAGCCCUCAUUUUCAGUAGUGUGACGAUGUCCGACUUCGACGAACUCGAACAAGGCGCUCUCUCCGAUCGAAUCGACGAAAUCGACGAGAACGAAAAAGAGGAGGAAGAUGAUGAUGAAGAAGAGGAAGAAGAAGGCGAGAUGACGCCGAGCGAUGGAAGAUCCAAGCUUUACCUCGUAAGUCUUUCAACUAUACAUGCUCGCUUAAUCAUGCCUCUACAAUUGCAGAUCGAAAAGAUCAAGGAGGUGUUCGUACAUCCAAAGACGAAAAAGAUCCUAUUCAAGGUUAAGUGGCACGGCUACGAAGAAUCGACCGACGAGCCGAUCGAGAACUUCGAUCUAGAGUUGGAGCACCCGGUCAUCAAAUCGUAUCUCGAAACGCCUGAGGGAUUGGAGCAUUAUAAGGGCGCCGUUCGGUAUAGGGAUCAGUUGUUGAGUGUGUCUUCGAAAAAGAAAAGGGCAAGUCGAGAAAAUGACAGUGACCGAAUGCAAUUGUGGAAGUUUAGGGCAGGAAACCGAAAAAAAUCGUGUCGAGAAAGAAGAAGACGGUAUCGGAGACGCCGCCGAGCACGUCCAGUCUGGAGAGUUCACCGGAGACCGCUGAAGCGGAGAAGAAGAAGGAUAGAAAGAGAAAGAAUCCGAAGGAACUUGAUUGUGCGGAGCAGCCGAAAGCGGAGAAGACGUCCAGAAUGCAGUCUGGGUGCUCGGAGCACGAUGACGGUUCUGAGCAGGCCAAUGCCGUCCCCAUCGAGAAUCCACCAAAUAAUGAUCUUGGCGAAAGUUCGCAGACGGCGGACCAGCCGACCGGUAAGUUGAAGUGCAUGCAAAACGGUUCGAAAGAGACGUCUCCGAUUGUCCCUCCGAUCGCCACAGUGUCGUCUCUAAACGUUCCGCAUCUCAGCGCACUUCUAACGGACGACGUCCGCGCGUCAGAAAAGUCGGUAACUCCGAUGUCUCCGACUUCUUCAAGAGAAUCGAAAAUCAGAUUAUGGGCGAGAAACAAUUGGAUUUCAGAUGUAAGAUUGAACCGAAAUAGUGAAUCAACAGCUAAUCUUUAUCGUUUUCAGAGAAGAAACGUUGCUCCGCAGUCAGACAACAUAAACGCUCUGUCGCAGGCCAUUCACUUGAUGGACGUCGACUAUAUCCGUGUGCUCCUUUCCAACAUGUCCGUCGCAGAACGGCACGACUCCAUCACCCAGCAGCCGUUCCCCAAUCCUCUGCCACUGCACGAACUUCUCUACUUCCAUUACAAGGUUCAACCGAACAGGGAAAUUCAGGUCACAAGGGUCUUUGACGCCAUUCUGAAGCACGUCUCCGCCGAAACUUUGAGCGCCGGAGAUCACGACGGAAACACGCUCCUGCAUCUCGCAAUUGUAAACGGAUACGUGAGUGACUGUCUGAUGUGACGGACACAAAACGAUAUUUAUGUUUUAGACGGACGUCAGCGAGAUGCUCAUCGAGAAACGAGUCUCACUUCGAGCAGUCGACAGCCAGGGAAUGACGCCGGUGGACAAAGCGGUCGAGGUGAACGACGAGGAUAUUCUGGAGCAGCUCCUCCAAUUGGGCAGCUUCCCGAACUAUGUGCCCAACUUCACGCCUGAUGACUUCAAAAUAACGCAGUCGAGCUACGGAGAACGGCAGCAGAAAAACGAGAAGAUCCGGCAACUCUCGCGCCACGUUCACAUUAAUCUGUUGAGACAUUACUCGAGCCUGAUUGGGAUCUGCUGCAGAAAAGUUCGUGCCGCGUUCGGAGAUCAGAUCGAAGAAUUGGAUAAGUUUCCGUCGAUCACAUUCCCCAUCAGAUAUGUCGGAGAGGCGGAGCCUCGGUGGGUCGGCCGCUUCAAUGUGUCGGAGGAGGCGCUCGUGCCGAUAGGAAAAGCUCGAUUCAUGAUGUUCGUCUUUCCGCUGAAAUGGUGCAUGUCGAAAGUGAGCGGAGACCUGACAGUUCUAUAGAGAAUUUCUGUUAUGUUCCAGUCUCGCUUCAAAAUCGCAAAGGAAGGCUCGUUAUCGGCGCUUCCUUGCUUCAACUCGGAGCGGUGCGAGUUGGCAAUUCCGCCGUAUGUGUUCAUUGUGGAGCCGAAGAAAGGCCUGAAUCCGGUGGUCGUGCAGCCAGUGACGGGAAAGCACAGCAGCUUCCUCGUCUGUCAGCUCGUCCGGUGCAACUGGAAGCCCGCUACUCUGGACAUCAUCCCAAUCAUCCGAACCAUCUCGUCGAGACAAUCUACGAACUUUGAGGUUUCGAACAUGUCGGAGAGUGAAAUCGAAGUAAGGAUCGACGCGUCCGAGCAUUUCAACGUGAAGCCAAGAAACGGACAAACCUGCCCGUGGCUGAUUCCUCCCGGACACAGCCUUCUUCUGAAGGCGACUGCCGAAUCGGCGGCUACGGUAGGUGCAACUAACACGGGAGGUACCGAACGAUUAAUUUUCAGGUUGGCCAGGUCAUGACAAUGACUUUGAAACACGGCUCCAAGGGAUUCUUCGAGCAAUCGAUCAGUCUGCGCGUCAAGCAAGUGGAAUAA
Messenger RNA from Caenorhabditis sp. 36 PRJEB53466, 5060 nucleotides. The record is from the annotation of a GenBank genome assembly. Lineage: Eukaryota; Metazoa; Nematoda; Chromadorea; Rhabditida; Rhabditidae.